Molecule: messenger RNA, 288 nt
Organism: Sphaeroforma arctica JP610
Lineage: Eukaryota; Ichthyosporea; Ichthyophonida
Exons: 1
Source: RefSeq, a predicted model, not a curated record
GACUCACACGUAUACACCACUGCCACAUACUGAACGUGCACCCCAACCAGAACCAGCAAUGCGUAGAAACCAUCGGGGAGGCCGCGCAAUCGGGCCAUCCAAGCGGCGCCGAAUACAGCGCAAGUGACGCCGAAAGCAGCGCGAGUGCCAGCGAAGGCGAGGAUAGUGAGGACGAAUAUGAACACGAACAGCCGGUGUACACAUACAUCAACGCGGAGAGGGAUCAUGCGGCACAGUGCGUGGAGGUCUAUGCGAGCGGAGAUGUGUUCGUGGGCACUGUGGUCGAAG